AAGCUCGGUUUGGCGUAUUGUACCUGAAAACUGUGAUAUAUCUAUAAUUAAGUAAAGGAGUCGUUAUCGCAGAGGAUGAAAUUCCCGCGAUAGGCAGAAUGAUGGAGCGUGACUACUUGUAGAGUGAUCGAGGGUCGGGGGGGGGGGGGGAGAAAGAGCGUUUAUUUUAAUGGCCUAUGUUGGUUACGUGACAGUGAAAUGGUCGCUUGGAGGGGAUAGACUCCUACAUAGAACGAUAUAGGUGACUUUUCGAGGAGUGGGAGUUACAGGCUCACGUGUUUUCAAACGUGCUACGAGAUGAGGUCCAGUUCGUACUUGCGAAGAUUGUGAACGACACGAUUUCGGUCUCUACUAGCGUAACCAUCGCGGGAUCUCGUCUCGCGAGUGUUUUAUAUCAAAUUCGUAUUAUAGAUCGACGAUUCUAAAUGAAAAGCUUUUCAAGUUAAUCGAAUAAUCUCACUUCUCGUUUACUUUAUUCGUUUAAUAAAAAUAUCACGAAGUGCUUUGAUCUUCGAAUAAAAAAAAAAAAUUAAACAUCCUCGCGCGAACUGUAAUAUUUUCGUACAUUUUCUUUUUGCCGCUCUUACGUAUAGGACAAUCAUAUCAUUUCUUUUCUUCUGUUUUUAUUUUUUUUUCUUUUUUCUCUUUUUCCUUUCUAUUUUCGAUUUUUUUCGUAUUCAUUUUAUAUCUAUCGUUCGAAGUGCGAAUUAUGAAACAAACGAGCAUUCUUACCACAUUAGUGGUGUGAUUCAACGCUUACAGAGAACGAGAGAGAAAGAAAGAGAGACAGAGUCCUUCCUUAAUAAGAAUUUUACGAUUCAAAGAAGACAAGAUGGAAGAAACAUCUGCCGAAAAUGCAAAAGUUUCGGACUCUGGUUAUUCAAACACCUGCAGCAACAGCCAGUCGCAGCGAAGUAGUGGCAGUUCAAUAUCCAGGAACAGCAAUCGUUCGGAAAGUAGUGGCUAUUGCGGUAGACGUCCUUCGACCUUUGGCUCGAGCAAUGAGGCACUACCACAACCGAUCAGCAAAAGAAAGGAUAAAGAAUACAAGAAGAAGAAAUCAAAAACGUCUUUGGCCGUUAAUGCCGAGGCAGAAAUUACUCUGAGAAGUAUCGGAACACCGCCGGAUAAUGCGUCCUAUAAUCUCGUCACCUCAACGAAGCCAAUACUUGAAAAACAAACAGAAAUAGCAACUGUAGAAUUGGUGGAUGCAACGGAUCCAGGCGAACACAACGGCGAUAUUCUGACAGACAGUCCGGAAGCAGGACUUGCUUCUCGGACGAAUCUUCUGGAUGAUACAAGUUCACAAGCAAAUGAUGGAUUUUGCGCGGUGAUAUCAAUGCAUGACGGCCUCGUGCUGUACACAACACCCUCGAUAUGCACAGCUUUAGGGUACCCUAAGGACACAUGGAUUGGUCGUUCCUUCAUCGAUUAUGUACAUCCUAAAGAUAAGGCUACAUUAGCUGAUCAAAUAACGAGCGGCAUAACAUCGCCUCAAGAGGAUCGUCCAAAAGGAAUUAAUGGAAGAAGAGCAAGUUUGUUUUGUGGAUUACGUAAGAAUGUCAAGAUUGAUAACAAUACCUCGAACAAGGAUCAGGAAAACGCAAGAUCGAAUCUUUACCUUCCAUUUCAUUUGACACUGACCUUCCGAGAUUUUCGUGAUCGAGCUGUCGAGCAACAACCAAGAGCAAUGUUUCUAGUCGUUACUGCCCAACCUGUACACUCAGCGUACAAAGCGCCAGAAGAAACAAUAAUAUCUUCGAUAUUUACUACUCGACAUACUGCUACUUGCCAUUUAUCUCAUGUCGAUCCUGAUGUUGUCCAAUACUUGGGCUAUUUGCCUCAGGACAUGGUUGAACGUUCACUGUUUGAUUUUUAUCAUCCCGAGGAUCUGCCCUUCAUCAAAGACAUCUAUGAAACUGUGAUCAAGUUGGAAGGAUCCUCCUUCCGAUCGAAACCCUACAGAUUCGCUGCCCAAAAUAAAAGCUACGUCGUCCUUGAAACCGAAUGGUCGUCGUUUAUCAAUCCCUGGACGAAAAAACUAGAAUUUGUCGUAGGUCAGCAUAGAGUAUUGAAGGGACCUAUGGAUCCUGAUAUUUUUCGAGUACCACCUAAAAACGAAUUCGCGUCUCUGGCUAAUAUCAGCGAAGAGGUACUGAAAGAAUCCAAGAUCAUACAGAACGAGAUACGUACUCUUCUAGAUGAGAGCAUCCAAAGGACAUCAGAUAUUACCGAGCACGAUGUCUCGGAAAGGUGUAAGGACCUUGCGUCCUUCAUGGAAAAUUUACUACAAGAAGUGAGGACACCGACUCUUGGCAAGGAUACUCUAGCCGCGGACGACAGAAGUUUUUCGGGAUCACGCAAUCCCUUGUUACAGGAGCACGACAGCGUAAUGCUUGGUGAGAUAUCGCCUCAUCACGAAUACUACGACAGUAAAUCAUCUACGGAAACACCACCCAGUUACAAUCAGCUUAACUACAAUGAAAACAUCGAGAGAUUUUUCAAGAGUAAACCACCGGUUGCAUUCAUGUAUGGUAGCGACGAGGAAAUGAUGAAUUUGAGCAACGACGAGGGCGAUAAAACUUGUCCUACCUCAACAGUGAGAAAAUGUAUGUCACCGAUAAAUGGAAGCGGUGCUAGUGGUAGUGUAAGCGCUGAAAAUCUUAGCAACGGUUCCAACAAUUUACUUAACUCUGUUAGCAGAGGUAAUACUUCAAAUACCACGAAUAGCAAUACCACCACUACGACUGAGAGUUUCAAACAACCGACUCUAACCGAAUCACUUUUAAAUCGUCAUAACGCGGAUAUGGAGAAGAUGAUGAUGCAAAAGCAUCGGGAAUUACGAUCAAGUAUAAAGAAUAACGAUAAGUUAAAAGAUAUACGUAUAAAAACGUCGAUCGAAAAGAUGUCCGUGGAUCAAAAUAAUUAUUACGUCGGUCAAUGUCACGGUGUCAAGAGAAGUGGCAGUCAUAGCUGGGAAGGUGAUAGCUUCAAGGUUUCGAAACACGAUGAAGUUUCCAGGACGAGCACUGCCGGUCCAUUGCCAACGAAUGUUACUACUACUGUUACGAGUAUGAGCGUUGAUCAAACAUCCACGAUGUUUCAAACCAAUGGGAAUAUCAAUUUGUGGCCUCCUUUAUCUGUAACUGUACCAUCAGCAACUCCUAUUCUACCAUGUACUUCGCCUCAAAAUGCCAAUUGUCAGGCUAUACCAAGAAUUCCAAUGAUUCCAAUGAUUCCACAAAUGGUACCUGUAUAUUACAUGCCUGUACCACAACCGAUGGAUACUCCUAUAUCAACAGCAAAAUAUUCUCAACCACCGACAAACGUUGCCCCUCCAUCGUCAUCUUUGCCAAUGUCGCAAAAAAGUCCGUAUAGAAAAUCGGGAACUUAUAAGAGGAAUGUAGUGUUUGUUCCAGUACCGUAUGUCGCGACAGCAAUGCCCAACGUCAUGUAUCCUCCGGUGAUCGGUACUUCUGCUCCUGGGACGAUGAUGUAUCGACCUUUUUUAAUACCCGAACAAGCUCCUAUGCCACAAGAAAAUAAACCCACGAAUAAAUGUAUGGAUAGAAAACGACCAGCUAGUCAAGCAACAAGCAUCAAGGCUGAACCAGGCAGCAUUAUGGCUAUGUCCGAAUCAUCGAAAAAAGUGUUAUCACCAGGUGAGCUCUUUUCUUCUUGCAUCAGUAACGACGGUGGUUGCUCCAGUGUUGUGGACUUACCAACACCAAUAAAUAACAAACAACAUAGGAAAAUUGAUUACAAUGGUGACGAGUCUAGUUCUUCGAGUUUUUAUAGUAGUCUCCUAUCUAAAAGUAGUGAGAGUAGUUGUAAUCCUGAUCAAAAGACAGCUGAACAAGUUGCAAAGAACUCAAAACAACCAGCAAGAGCAAAACAUGCAAUACACAGGAAAGAUCCACCUUGGUUAGAAGGAGUCCAGUUAACACCAGAAUUGAUAUAUGAGUAUCAAAUUCAUCCAAAGACUUUAAACGAAGUACUCAAAGCCGACAUGGACACUUUGAAGAAAAUUAACCAGCCGUUAUUAGUGAACGAACAGUUAGGCCAACUUUAUUUUGAUUUGGAACUCGAAGGAUUUGGAACAAAAUUAAUACUCGAGGAUGGAAUAACUUCUAGCGAAAGUGAUAGUGGAAGCAGUAGUAGCAGUUGGAUGGGUCUUACAUCUCAGAAGCCAAAGUCGUUAUAAAUAUAAUUGCAGCAUAAACAAAGAAGAAAAAUGGUGAAGUAUGCUAGACUGAUGAUGAUUCAUGAGGAAAACGCACCUUUGCCGCCACCGUUACCUUCUUAGACAGUAUCCUGCCAGCAAACAUAGCAAUAUCAAUUUUUUGUGCAUUUCAAAUUCCGAAAAAAUUGAUCCUGUAAUGAAAUUCACUGAAAUAUUUUUCAAUCACAAUGAUACCUCCAAACGCAAAUGUUUUCAUACGGGCACCAUACAAUUUUUCAGCACAAAACAAAAAAGAAAAGAAAUGGAAGUGGUGAGCAUUUUCAUAGAAAUACUUUCAUAUUAUUUACGUUUAUUUUUCCUUUUUUUUCUUUUUUUUUUUUACUAUUUUUAGAUUUCAAUGUACAUAACUUAUAAUUACUUAAACGUUCAACUCCAAAGCUAUAUAUAUUUUUUUAAUUACAUCAGGGGAAUGUAUCCUCGAACGCAUUUGACGUUCCGAGUGCCUCGAAUAUAUAUAUAUAUAUAUAUAAAAAUAUAUAUAUAUAUAUAUAUAUAUAUAUAUUUUUUUUUUAGAAGAAAAGUUAUAAUUAUUUUAAUUAUUUUAUUUAAUUAAUUAUUAUAUUAUAGAUAGAAAAAAUAGUUAAUGAGAUUAGUCAUAUAAGUUAAUGAUAUGUUUAAUUGUACUUAGAAAAUGCUUAACAAUUAAUUAAAACACAUUGAGUAUCUUAAAUGUACAUGUUACAACUAAAAUUGUUAUCUAUAUGAUUUUUAAUAUUAUAUUUUCAUUAAAAAAAAAAAAAAGAAGAUAUUUUUUUCUGAUUAUUAAUAUUUAAUAUACAAAAUCUAUUGUUUUUAUAUUGUAUUAAUUUUUAUAUUGUAUUAAUAGAGAAAAAAGAGAAUUAAUAUCUGCAUUAUUUAUAACUCUAAUCAUACGUGAAGAACUUUUGCUGUUUUUCUACAAGCAAAUAUUUCCAUGAUGGUGUUUUACAAACACUUUCAUAGAUAAAAUUACGUAAUAUAAAAUUAAAAACAUAUAAGUAAUAUUUUUAUUGUUAAAAAUAAAAAAAAAAAAAGAGUAAAACAAAUAUUAAAAGUACUAUUUUCAUAUAUGUUACGAGCGUAUAUAUCUGAUAUGAUUAUAUUUGUAAAUUAUUAUAUAGGUAUUCUUUUUCUUUAAUGAUAAAAAGAAUAAUAUGAAAAAGUAAAUAUUUUAUAUACCAUUUAGUUAUAGAUAUACAAUUGCAUGAUGAUCAUUUUAUUAUUAGCUUGGUGUAUUUGAAAAGUGCAGAAAAUAUUUGAUUACCAGCUGUUUGAGUGUUCCUCUACGUAAUAUAUCAAUUUUCUCUUAAAAUCAAUCAAUCCAGCAAAUGUAUCGCUUCGUAUAUAUAUAUAUAUAUAUAUAUAUAUAUAUAUAUAUAUAUAUAUAUAUAUAUAUAUAUAUCAGACUCUCCUGAUCUAGUCUAAAAUUGAAAUAAAACAUUCUUAAAGAUCUAUUUGAAGAUCUUAAGAAUGUAUAUUUUAUUAGUAAUGAAAAAAUGAGAGUUAAUCAUGACGCUGGGUUCUUCACAUAUCUUUUUAUACACUUUUAUAAGAAUAUUGUUAUACUAGAUUAUUUUUAUUAUAGAAUAUAUAUAACUUUCAUUAUACAAAAUAUUCGAAUGUGAUAAGAUUUUCAAGUGUAGAAUCCAGGACAUGAUUUUUUUCAUAUUUUAAUAAUAAUAAUAAUAAUAAUAAUAAUAAUAAUAAUAAUAAUAAUCAUCAUCAUCAUCAUCAUAAUAAUAAAAAAGAAAAAAGAAUUGUUCGUUAUAGAGUUGGCACAAAACAGAGUGGUGUGUUUUUUUCAAUACAUCAAUUCCUUAGCUUUUUAAAAACGCGCACUGCUGCAGAUAUAUUUUUUAUCUACAUCAUUUUUGAUAAAUACAAUUGAUUUUUGUAUGGCUUGUAAAAGUACAAAGAAAAACAACUAUACAAAAAAUUCCAUAAUAUGUAUCAAUAUUUUCUCUUUAUAUUUAAACUACAAGUAAAUUUAUCAUAUACAAAUUUAAGCGAGAUAACGAUUUCAUACAAAUUAUUUAUUUAUUAUUUAAAUAUAUAAAUGUAACAAAAAUGUCGAUAAACAUUGUGUGAAAAGAAGUUAUAUUAGAAAAACUUUAUUCAUUCAAAAGUCAGAUAAAAAAGUUUAGAAAGAUGUAAGUGUAUAUAAUAAUAUAAAUGAUAUAGAGAUUUUUAUUAAGAAGACCUGUAAUUGUGCAGUCUGAUUUCUUCUAUAAGUACAGACAAAUAUAUAUUACAGUAUUCGAUUAUCUUCUUCUUGUACAAUUUUUAUCCUUAUACAUAUACAAUAUAAAAUCGUAGUUUAUAUUUAGAUAUAAUUUUUGACAUAAACUUUUACAUUUCGGUAUAUCUAUCCUCAAUAAAUACAAUCUACACGAAGGAUAUAAAACUUUGAAGUAAAUAAACCAAUAAGUAUUGAAGUUUUUGCUGUAUAAAUAUAAAUUUGUAAAUAUAUAAAUUACAUGUAUAUAUAUAUAUAUGUAUAUGUAUAUAUAUAUAUAUAUACAUGCCUACAUAUAUAUGUACGAUUGUAUUCAGAAUUAUGUCCGCCUUCAAAGUGUCUUCACUUUUCAUUAAGAACGAAGAAUACAUUUUUUUUUCUUUUGAUAUUAUUCUUUGUAUAAUCCUUUUUAUUGUAAUAAUAAACAAGUGUAUUCUUUUUUCUUUUUGACAAUUCAUAAAUAGAUCUUUUUCUAUUCUAACAAAAAUAUCUAUCACAAUCAUUAAAAUUCUAUAGCUAUAUCGGAAAAGUGAAGAAGUGAAAAGAAAAGAAUAUUGAAUAGAAUAUUUUUUAAGCCUUAAUAAAUAAUAUUAUUUGUAAUAUUAUUUUUAAGCCUUAAUAAAUCUGCGUGUGAUACACAAAAAUAAUUAUAUAAUAUAGAAUAAUUAAUGAAUUCUAUCAUGAAGACAUCACAUGUUACGUUUAUAUGAUAUUUUAAGCAAAAUUUAAAUGUAUUUUAAAAUAUACAAUUAUAAAUCCGUCA
Molecule: messenger RNA, 7221 nt
Organism: Vespa velutina
Lineage: Eukaryota; Metazoa; Arthropoda; Insecta; Hymenoptera; Vespidae
Gene: per
Product: period circadian protein
Exons: 18
Coding region: 833-4204 (1123 amino acids)
Biological process (GO): entrainment of circadian clock by photoperiod; negative regulation of transcription by RNA polymerase II; circadian regulation of gene expression
Cellular component (GO): cytoplasm; nucleus
Molecular function (GO): transcription cis-regulatory region binding; transcription corepressor binding
Source: RefSeq, a predicted model, not a curated record